Molecule: messenger RNA, 1130 nt
Organism: Perca fluviatilis (European perch)
Lineage: Eukaryota; Metazoa; Chordata; Actinopteri; Perciformes; Percidae
Product: GTPase IMAP family member 4-like
Exons: 2
Coding region: 24-866 (280 amino acids)
Molecular function (GO): GTP binding
Source: RefSeq, a predicted model, not a curated record
CAUCAACUGCAUCAAGAUAUGAGAUGAACUGCUGUAAAAAGACAAAGAUGUCGGGCACUCUUCCUGAGCCGAUUGAGCAAAAAUUGAAGAUUAUACUCGUUGGAUUGACUGGAGUUGGGAAGACUUCAGUCAUGAACACCCUUCUGAGAAAAGAGGAUCAAAAACAUGGACCUGACCCUUCCUCACAGACAACAGAGUGCAAGAUGGAGACAGUACCACAUGGUGACCAAGAACUGGUUAUUAUCAAUACUCCGGGUGUGCUGAACACAGAGAAAACAGAAAAAGAAGUGAAGAAAGACAUUGCGGAAAGCAUCGCAGAUGCUGCUCUUGAUGGCGGUCCUCAUGUGUUCCUGUUGGUGCUGCGGCCGGAUAGUUUUUCAAAGGAAGACAAAGAAGCAGUGGAAAUUAUUCAGAAGAUCUUUGGUGUUGGGUUCAAAGACUACACUUUGGUCUUGUUCACCCGUGGAGGUGAAUAUGUACCUACGUAUGAAGAAGUGAAGAAAAUUGAAUGCCUUAAGAAGUUCAUUCAUGGAGGUGAUUCUUUUCAUUCUUUUGAAAAUAAUGAAUGCAAGAAUGUAAAGGGUGAAGAAAAGGAAAAGCAAGUAACUGAUCUAGUGGAGAAGAUCAACAAAAUGGUUGCGAAAAACAGGAGGCGAAACGGGCCGCGUUACACCAAUAAAAUGUUGAAAAAGGCACAGGAAAUCCAAAAACAAAUAGAGAAGGAAAUGGAGAAGUCAGAACCUAAUGGCACGAAGGCAGAUAUUCUGUGUAAAAUGGUUGAGAAGAUUGCUAGUGGGGUGGUGGGUGAGCCAUUGGUAUGUUUUGUGAACGAUAUUUUUAAAUUAGUUGAGAAAAAAAUUAGUUGAGCCAGGUUAGCUCAGUGGGUAGAGCAGGCGCACAUAGACAUAAAGGUGUAUGCCUCAACACAGAAGGUUCAGGCUUCAAGUCUGACCUGUGACAAUUUCCUGCAUGUCUUUCCCCUCUCUCUUCAUGUCUAGCUGUCCUAUCCAUAAAAAAGGUGGAACUGCCCAAAAAGAAUCUUAAAGGGGUGAUAGAUUGAUUAUAUAGGAUAUUUCACACUGUUCCUUAAGGUCUCCAAAUAGGGUAUGUAACAUUGGUUGGGCUGAAAA